This is a messenger RNA of Malassezia globosa CBS 7966, 846 nucleotides long. RefSeq lists its product as uncharacterized. The transcript has a single exon. The coding region runs from base 1 to 846 and encodes 281 amino acids. The record is from RefSeq and is a predicted model, not a curated record. NCBI's taxonomy places the organism in Eukaryota, Fungi, Basidiomycota, Malasseziomycetes, Malasseziales, Malasseziaceae.
AUGGAUGCGUUCGACUCGGGAUCUGAACUGAGCAGCGCUGAUGAAGAGGUGAUACAGUCUGAACCAGAGACCAAGCGAGGCAGGUCGGCCUCUAUGUCGAAGGCCAUUUCCAAUGACGCGGCAACUUCAGAGCGACGCGCCAAACGACCACGUUCAUCAUUGCCUCACGAAGAAUCACACCGACAGAGCGGCACUACUAGCGGCAGUGCAAAUCCGAACGCCGAUCCAAACAGUGUUGCCUCUGAGACAUCUAUAGAAGUUCAACGUGCCAAGCCACGUACGGCGUCUCGGACCGCGCAAGAUGCAAGCUUUGCGCACAACAUGAGUGGCUGGGACCAGUUGUUCGGUCCCAUGGCUUCUGCGGCCACUGAGCCAGCGCGGCCUAAAGACGCGACACCAGAGCAACGUGCUGCGGCCGUGGAGGCAGAAGCGGCAAAGAUGCGCGAAACACGCGCUCGAGAGGCACGUGAAAAAGCCAAAGAAGCGCAUGAACGUGCGAAAGAAGCGCAUGAGAAAGCCAAGGAACAAGAGCGCCAAGUAGCUACAGCUAUGCGUGAAGCGCGUGCGCGCAAUGCCCACAAUGGCAACAACAACAGCAGCAUUGGCACUGGUAAUGGUAAUGGCAGCAGCAGCAUUUCCCCUCUGGAACGAAGACCCCAAUCUGUGACGGCUGAUGCUUUGGCCGAAAAAAGGCGCCAACUUCGACGCGAAAUGCACGAUACCCAUUCCCUAGACCUGCUGGAACAUGGCCGCCUGAUGCAUGCGUUUGAGGAAGAAAUGGCACAUGAUAGACGUACGUUGCGUGCGUCAAAACUUGGUGCAGGCCUACAACAUUUAAAGACUUGA